Messenger RNA from Rotaria sp. Silwood1, 471 nucleotides. Lineage: Eukaryota; Metazoa; Rotifera; Eurotatoria; Philodinida; Philodinidae. The record is from the annotation of a GenBank genome assembly.
AUGGUUAAAAAUUGGGCAAAACGUUUUCGUGAAGGAAGAGAAGAUGUCAGUGAUGAUCCUCGAUCUGGUCGUCCGAUUUCAAUUCUUACAGUUGAAAAUAUUGAAUGCGUUCGACAAGUUAUCGAAGAUGAUCCCCACUCAACUUAUGAAGAUGUUAUUGUUAAGACUGAUCUAUCGCGUGGUACAAUAGAACCAAUUAUCCAUGAUAAUCUAAAGAUGAGAAAAGUUGUAUCACGUUGGGUUGCUCACCAACUUACUGACGAACAAAAACAAAAAAGACUUCAAAUUUAUCGUCAAAAUUUAGAGAAAUUUAGGAACGGAACAUGGCAAUUAUGUGAUAUUAUCACCGGUGAUGAGACGUGGAUUUAUCACAGACAGAUUGGUCGGAAGUCAAGCAAUUCUACCUGGGUUGGUGAAAAUGAACCACCAAGGACCAUUUAUAAUAUUACAUGUGCUAUUAAAUUACCUUGA